Messenger RNA from Cynoglossus semilaevis (tongue sole), 806 nucleotides. It is a transcript of the gene cox20, whose product is annotated as cytochrome c oxidase assembly factor COX20. The record is from RefSeq and is a predicted model, not a curated record. The coding region runs from base 176 to 532 and encodes 118 amino acids. Gene Ontology annotation, cellular component: mitochondrial inner membrane; mitochondrion. Gene Ontology annotation, biological process: mitochondrial respiratory chain complex IV assembly. Lineage: Eukaryota; Metazoa; Chordata; Actinopteri; Pleuronectiformes; Cynoglossidae. The transcript has 4 exons.
UUCUCUUUUCCGCAUCGGUAAAAAACCCUGAACGGACCUAGUAGACAGUCACAGCGCAUGCGCAGUGUUGAAUGUGACUGAAGAAAAUGUUUGUCACCGGUUUCAAUGAACAUGAUGUGAUGUUUCGUUUGUAAUUUAUAUUCAUAUUAAAGGCUAACAGUUAUCGCAGGCGAAAAUGGCGGCAGAGGAUGAGCAGAAAAAAGAAAAAAGUUUCAAGCUCCUGGGCAUUCUGGACAUCCAGAAGACUCCCUGUGCCAGAGAAUCAAUUCUUCAUGGAGCUGGAGGCUGCGUAGCUGCCGGCCUGUUUCACUUCCUGGCCACCAGUCGAGUGAGGAGAUCGUUAGACGUUGGAUGUGCAGGUUUUUUACUGACCACCCUCGGCUCCUGGCUGUACUGCAGGAUAAACAACGCUAAGAUUCGUGUGCAGCAGAGGGCGCUCCAGGAAGGACUCAAGAACAAGAUUUUAUAUGAAGGUACAGGGAUGGAUCCUUCUCGAACUCCUGACGCAGGAAAAGCAUCUGGAGCGCCGUGACGUCAGAACCGGAUCUCCAAGAACUAAACGUCAGACCAACGAGGACUGAACUGAACUGGCUGUGUGAAAGUAGAGACUUUUACAGACUCUGAAUCUAAAAACUUUUUCUGUCUGUUGAACAUCUCGUCUGUCAGGACAAAUUACAUCGAAGGAGCCCUCUAGCGUUUGGUCCAGGUACUGCAAACAGCUGGAUCUGUGACUGGUUUUAAGAUUAUAUUCUAUAAUAAUAAAUAGAAUAAUAAAAGAAAUAAAUACAUAACCAUUGUUUUCUACA